AUGGAUUACGUUCUAACGAUCGUAUUCUGUCUUCCUUUCUUCUACCUCCUCUGCAUUCUUCUGAAAUUUCUUGAAAACAAGCGGCAUCAAGGCUGUUACAUACUCGAUUACCAGCUAUACAAACCUUCCGACGACCGGAAACUCUCCACGGAAGCCUCCGGCGACAUUAUCAAGAGAAAUAAGAAUCUGGGUCUCAACGAAUACAAGUUCCUUCUGAAAGCCAUUGUGAAUUCCGGCAUUGGUGAAGAAACCUACGGUCCGAAAAUGGUGUUCGAAGGCCGUGAAGAAAACCCUACUCAUGAAGACGCUGUGACGGAAAUGGAAGAGAUUUUCGAAGACAGUAUCGGAAAGCUCUUUGAUCGUACCGGGAUCCAGCCGAGUAAUAUCGAUGUUUUGGUCGUCAAUGUUUCGAUGUUGACUUGCAUGCCGUCGUUAUCGGCUCGAAUCGUGAACCGGUACAAGAUGAGGGAAGACGUAAAGACGUAUAAUUUAUCGGGGAUGGGGUGUAGUGCGAGUUUGGUUUCGAUUGAUCUUGUUCGGAGUGUGUUUAAAUCGAAGAGAAAUCAAUUGGCGAUGGUGGUGACGUCGGAAUGUUUGACGCCGAAUUGGUAUUCCGGUAACGAUCGAUCGAUGAUUUUAUCGAAUUGUUUAUUUCGAUCCGGUGGGUGCGCGAUGAUCUUAACGAACAAGCCCAGUUUGGUGCACCGGUCCAUGUUCAAACUCAAGGUUUUAGUCCGAACCCACCACGGUUCCAAAGACGAAGCCUACGGUUGCUGCUUACAGACCGAAGACGAUCACGGUCGUGUCGGUUUCCACCUCGGGAAAUCCCUACCGAAAACCGCAACCCGAGCAUUCGUCGACAACCUAAAACAAAUCGCGCCGAAAAUCCUCCCAAUGCGUGAACUCUUACGGUUCGCGGUACUCUCCUUCGCCCGAAAAACGGUCCAAAACGUGCUCGGAAAGUCGUCGUGGCCGACCCGACCCGUGAUCGACUUCAAAACCGGGAUCGACCAUUUCUGUCUGCACACGGGCGGGAAAGCCGUGAUCGACGCAGUGGCUCAGAGCCUGAACCUGACCCAAUUCGACAUCGAACCGGCCCGAAUGACCCUCCACCGGUUCGGCAACACAUCGGCCAGUAGCCUGUGGUAUGUUUUGGGAUACAUGGAGGCCAAAAAGAGGCUAAAAAAAGGUGACAACUUGUUCAUGAUAAGUUUUGGGGCUGGUUUUAAGUGCAACAGUUGUUUAUGGGAAGUGGUUCGAGAUUUGGAAGGUUCUGGAAACGUCUGGAAGGAAUGUAACAUCGAAAAUUAUCCACCAAAAACACUGGAAAAUGCUUUCAUGGCGAAAUAUGGUUGGAUUCAAGAUGAAGAUGUUGCUACAUUCAAGUUUCUUUAGAAAGAG
Molecule: messenger RNA, 1401 nt
Organism: Cynara cardunculus var. scolymus (artichoke)
Lineage: Eukaryota; Viridiplantae; Streptophyta; Magnoliopsida; Asterales; Asteraceae
Product: 3-ketoacyl-CoA synthase 12-like
Exons: 1
Coding region: 1-1395 (464 amino acids)
Biological process (GO): fatty acid biosynthetic process
Cellular component (GO): membrane
Molecular function (GO): acyltransferase activity, transferring groups other than amino-acyl groups
Source: RefSeq, a predicted model, not a curated record